CAUCCAAGCAGCCAACCGCAUUCCCCUUUUCUCCAGCUGCUUCUAUUUGCCUUUUUCUUUCCCUUCUAUCUUUCAUUUAUUACCAUACAUAUUAUUGUUUUUUUCCCUUUCUUUAUUUAUCCUUUCUAGAUGUCGAACGUCAAACCAACUGUGGAAAUGGUGGUAGGGCAACCUGAAGAAUCGUCUGGUAAUCGAGGCCCGUUUCGAAGGAACAGUCGGUCGGCUCAAUUAGAAUCACCCAUCAUGGCGGCUGGCGAUCUAGAAGAGCAAAGUGUUGUUUCGUCGUCGUCACCAGAACCCAACGCACGUGUCACUCGUUCACAGUCUAUUGAAUCCAGCGUAGAGCCUAUAGAGACGAAAAAACGACAUCGGAAGACGAGAGGGCCUGGCAACAAUAAAAGAAAAGCAGAAACCAAUGGCAAAUCCACUUCUGGACGUGAUGAUACAGAUAGGGAAACCCGAAAUAAAACCCAGAGAAUUUCCAAAGAAGCAAGAGAGGCUAGAAAGGCCGAACGUGAAAUCAUCAUCAAAGAAAGAUUGGCUGAACUGGAUAAAUUGGAAAAAGCCGUCAAAAAUGAAUCGCAUGCCGAGUAUCAUAAGUUGCUUCGUGAUAUCGAAGCCAAACGCACGAAGAAAGUCAAUGCAACAGAAAGUCGUCAUUCAUUAGCAGAAAUGAAUAUCCGAAGCGCUUUUAUUGCUCAGAAGAAAGUCGCUUUUGAUCAGUUCUAUGUAAGUUCCAGUCGCUGCUUCAACCUCCAAACCGCUGUGGCUGACUGGCUGGCCUCUUUUUUUCCCUGGUUUUCUCUAUUCAAACUGAUCGUGCCGUUUGUUUAUAGUUGGACAAGUUAACACUCCGACGAUCUAUGAUGCAGCAGGUGCAAAAGAAGAUCAACAUGCUUGAACAGGAAUAUUAUUCACAACACGUCCAGAGUAAGACCGUUUCGCUGC
Radiomyces spectabilis is the source of this 948-nucleotide messenger RNA. RefSeq lists its product as uncharacterized. The transcript is spliced from 2 exons. The coding region runs from base 130 to 849 and encodes 239 amino acids. The record is from RefSeq and is a predicted model, not a curated record. Lineage: Eukaryota; Fungi; Mucoromycota; Mucoromycetes; Mucorales; Radiomycetaceae.